CUCGUUACCCCUCAGUACCAUGGCUUCUCUUACUGCCGAAGAAAUAGAGCUUCUCGCCUCAAAGGCCAAUGCCGCCAAAGAAGCAGCUUACUGCCCUUAUUCAAAAUUUCGUGUUGGCGCGGCUCUCCUCACCCAGUCAGGGGAAUUUUUCACAGGGGCCAAUGUUGAAAAUGCCUCAUAUCCCGUUGGCACAUGUGCUGAGCGGGUGGCGUUUGGGACUGCUGUCGUAGCCGGCCAUCGCCGAUUCAAGGCGAUCGCUGUGGCCACUGAUAUUAAACCUCCUGCCUCACCAUGCGGCAUGUGUAGACAGUUUAUGAGUGAAUUUACAACGCGGUCGUUUCCAGUGUACAUGUAUGACAAGGAGAUGAAUUGCAGUAUCAUCUCGAUGGGGGAGCUACUUCCCAAUUCUUUCGGACCAGAGGACUUUGAGCAUUAGUGAAAGCAGACGCUCAGGUCUGCUGUUGUGCAUAUAUG
This is a messenger RNA of Aspergillus nidulans FGSC A4, 474 nucleotides long. Its product is annotated as cytidine deaminase. Gene Ontology annotation, molecular function: zinc ion binding; cytidine deaminase activity. The coding region runs from base 20 to 436 and encodes 138 amino acids. Lineage: Eukaryota; Fungi; Ascomycota; Eurotiomycetes; Eurotiales; Aspergillaceae. The transcript is spliced from 5 exons. Gene Ontology annotation, biological process: pyrimidine-containing compound metabolic process; carbohydrate derivative metabolic process; nucleobase-containing small molecule metabolic process. The record is from RefSeq and is a predicted model, not a curated record.